Molecule: messenger RNA, 1131 nt
Organism: Phyllotreta striolata
Lineage: Eukaryota; Metazoa; Arthropoda; Insecta; Coleoptera; Chrysomelidae
Source: the annotation of a GenBank genome assembly
AUGCUACUUCGUAUUGUCAUUAGUUCCAUGAUCACGAUGAUGAUGCUCCUGUUCUUCGUUAUUUGCAUUGUAUACGCUGGUAUUGGUCACGCUCAACAUAACAAAUCGACCAAUGUAAUUUGCUACUACGUAAAUAGUUACGGAGUGUCCUUAGCUCCUCCGGAACAAUUGGACGCCAAUCUUUGUACACACAUAUUGUACGCCUUCGCCAAUUUGAACGCCAGCGGGUACUUAGAAUACAACAGAAAAAUUGAUAUAGAUGAAGAAAUGUACAAACGAGUAGCGAACCUCAAAACGGCCAAUCCCGAGCUGAAGAUCCUGCUCAGCGUGGCCGGCGAUAAACAUUUAUUCGCCAGCGUCGCAGCCAACGAAACGACAAGGGAAAAUCUGGCGAAAAGCGCCGUGAAUUUUUGCAAAUCGUACGGCUUCGACGGAUUAGACAUCGAUUGGGAACUCCCCGGCCGAUCCGAUUCGGACAAUUUCGUGCUCAUGCUGAAGGAUUUAAGAAGCGCUUUGGACGAGGAAAACUGGCUGUUAACCACCGCUGUUUACCCUUACCCCAGCGACGGUUACAACGUCGCGGAGAUAGAGAAGUAUGCCCAUAUGGUGCACAUAAUGUGCUACAACUACUACGGGCCGUGGAGCUCGCACACCGGCCACGAUUCGCCCCUGUUCGCCUCCUCGCUGGACAGCAGCUACGAAAGGGGCCGGCUGAACAUCGAGGCCUCGCUCAGGCACUGGCUGGACGCCGGGCUUUCCAAGGAGAAAAUCAACGUGGGCAUACCGUUUUACGGGCGAACGUUCGCUCUGGUGGAUGCCUCCGAGCACGGGGUGCACUCGCCCAUAUCGGGCGGGGGCCACCCGGCGACUCCAUCAUACAAAACAGUUUGUACAGGCUUCAGGAAUUACACCUACGUGUGGGACGAUGAGCAAAAAGUGCCAUACAUGUACCAAGGCAAGCAGUGGUUAAGUUUCGAAAACCAACGGUCCAUUCGAGAGAAGACCAAAUACAUCGUGUCGCAAAAUGUUGGAGGAAUAAUGAUCUGGCAAAUCGGUUUGGACGAUGUCGCGGGCGAUUGUGGACAGAAACAGGCGUUACUUCGCACCGUUCAUGAGCAUUUGGGAAAAUAA